CGCGCGGCUCGAGUGGGCGGGGCGGCGGCCCAAUGGCCACGCCCCCACCCCCGCGGCCGGCGCAGGCGGUGGUAGCGCCUCAGUGGUGCGGGCCUGCGCCCUGCCCAGGUGCCCGCAGAGAGCAGCCGGGCUGCCAGCGUUUCAUGAUCAACAUGGGGGACUCCCACAUGGACACCAGCUCCACCGUGUCCGAGGCGGUGGCCGAAGAAGUAUCUCUUUUCAGCAUGACAGACAUGAUUCUGUUUUCGCUCAUCGUGGGUCUCCUAACCUACUGGUUCCUCUUCAGAAAGAAAAAAGAAGAAGUCCCCGAGUUCACCAAAAUUCAGACAUUGACCUCCUCUGUCAGAGAGAGCAGCUUUGUGGAAAAGAUGAAGAAAACGGGGAGGAACAUCAUCGUGUUCUACGGCUCCCAGACGGGGACUGCAGAGGAGUUUGCCAACCGCCUGUCCAAGGACGCCCACCGCUACGGGAUGCGAGGCAUGUCAGCGGACCCUGAGGAGUAUGACCUGGCCGACCUGAGCAGCCUGCCAGAGAUCGAGAACGCCCUGGUGGUUUUCUGCAUGGCCACCUACGGUGAGGGAGACCCCACUGACAAUGCCCAGGACUUCUACGACUGGCUGCAGGAGACAGACGUGGAUCUCUCUGGGGUCAAGUUCGCGGUGUUUGGUCUUGGGAACAAGACCUACGAGCACUUCAAUGCCAUGGGCAAGUACGUGGACAAGCGGCUGGAGCAGCUCGGCGCCCAGCGCAUCUUUGAGCUAGGGUUGGGCGACGACGAUGGGAACUUGGAGGAGGACUUCAUCACCUGGCGAGAGCAGUUCUGGCCGGCCGUGUGUGAACACUUUGGGGUGGAAGCCACUGGCGAGGAGUCCAGCAUUCGCCAGUACGAGCUUGUGGUCCACACCGACAUAGACGCGGCCAAGGUGUACAUGGGGGAGAUGGGCCGGCUGAAGAGCUACGAGAACCAGAAGCCCCCCUUUGAUGCCAAGAAUCCGUUCCUGGCUGCAGUCACCACCAACCGGAAGCUGAACCAGGGAACCGAGCGCCACCUCAUGCACCUGGAAUUGGACAUCUCGGACUCCAAAAUCAGGUAUGAAUCUGGGGACCACGUGGCUGUGUACCCAGCCAACGACUCUGCACUCGUCAACCAGCUGGGCAAAAUCCUGGGUGCCGACCUGGACGUCGUCAUGUCCCUGAACAACCUGGAUGAGGAGUCCAACAAGAAGCACCCAUUCCCAUGCCCUACGUCCUACCGCACGGCCCUCACCUACUACCUGGACAUCACCAACCCGCCGCGCACCAACGUGCUGUACGAGCUGGCGCAGUACGCCUCGGAGACCUCGGAGCAGGAGCUGCUGCGCAAGAUGGCCUCCUCCUCCGGCGAGGGCAAGGAGCUGUACCUGAGCUGGGUGGUGGAGGCCCGGAGGCACAUCCUGGCCAUCCUGCAGGACUGCCCGUCCCUGCGGCCCCCCAUCGACCACCUGUGUGAGCUGCUGCCGCGCCUGCAGGCCCGCUACUACUCCAUCGCCUCAUCCUCCAAGGUCCACCCCAACUCUGUGCACAUCUGUGCAGUGGUUGUGGAGUACGAGACCAAGGCCGGCCGCAUCAACAAGGGCGUGGCCACCAACUGGCUGCGGGCCAAGGAGCCUGCCGGGGAGAACGGCGGCCGUGCGCUGGUGCCCAUGUUCGUGCGCAAGUCCCAGUUCCGCCUGCCCUUCAAGGCCACCACGCCUGUCAUCAUGGUGGGCCCCGGCACCGGGGUGGCACCCUUCAUAGGCUUCAUCCAGGAGCGGGCCUGGCUGCGACAGCAGGGCAAGGAGGUGGGGGAGACGCUGCUGUACUACGGCUGCCGCCGCUCGGAUGAGGACUACCUGUACCGGGAGGAGCUGGUGCAGUUCCACAGGGACGGCGCGCUCACCCAGCUCAACGUGGCCUUCUCCCGGGAGCAGUCCCACAAGGUCUACGUCCAGCACCUGCUAAAGCGAGACCGAGAGCACCUGUGGAAGUUGAUCGAAGGCGGUGCCCACAUCUACGUCUGUGGGGAUGCACGGAACAUGGCCAGGGAUGUGCAGAACACCUUCUACGACAUCGUGGCUGAGCUCGGGGCCAUGGAGCACACGCAGGCGGUGGACUACAUCAAGAAACUGAUGACCAAGGGCCGCUACUCCCUGGACGUGUGGAGCUAGGGGCCUGCCUGCCCCACCCACCCCACAGACUCCGGCCUGUAAUCAGCUCUCCUGGCUCCCUCCCGUAGUCUCCUGGGUGUGUUUGGCUUGGCCUUGGCAUGGGCGCAGGCCCAGUGACAAAGAAAGACUCCUCCGGGCCUGGGGUGCAUCCUCCUCAGCCCCCAGGCCAGGUGAGGUCCACCGGCCCCUGGCAGCACAGCCCAGGGCCUGCACAGGGGCACCGGGCUCCAUGCCUCUGGAGGCCUCUGGCCCUCAGUGGCUGCACAGAAGGGCUCUUUCUCUCUGCUGAGCUGGGCCCAGCCCCUCCACGUGAUUUCCAGUGAGUGUAAAUAAUUUUAAGUAACUUCUGGCCCUUGGAAUAAAGUUCUGUUUUCUGUA
This is a messenger RNA of Gorilla gorilla gorilla (western lowland gorilla), 2564 nucleotides long. It is a transcript of the gene POR, whose product is annotated as cytochrome p450 oxidoreductase. Gene Ontology annotation, biological process: response to hormone. The record is from RefSeq and is a predicted model, not a curated record. NCBI's taxonomy places the organism in Eukaryota, Metazoa, Chordata, Mammalia, Primates, Hominidae. The transcript is spliced from 16 exons. Bases 33 to 2186 code for a protein of 717 amino acids. Gene Ontology annotation, molecular function: NADPH-hemoprotein reductase activity; flavin adenine dinucleotide binding; FMN binding. Gene Ontology annotation, cellular component: cytosol.